Molecule: messenger RNA, 1455 nt
Organism: Kalmanozyma brasiliensis GHG001
Lineage: Eukaryota; Fungi; Basidiomycota; Ustilaginomycetes; Ustilaginales
Product: F-box domain protein
Exons: 1
Coding region: 1-1455 (484 amino acids)
Molecular function (GO): protein binding
Source: RefSeq, a predicted model, not a curated record
AUGCUCGACAGACUGCCCCUCGAACUCCAAGCGUACAUCCUCGUCUUCCUCCCCGCUCAAUCCCUCGUUCGAACGCUAACCCUCACGAACCACCACUUUCACGACCUGGUGGAAGCGCACAUCCAACGCUACUGUCUACGCUACCUCGGUCUUGGCUGUCACUCUGCCGAUCCGGACUCUGCAGCUGUACUGGAAUUUGAGGCGCAGCGACCGAUCGAUACGGUGACCGCAAAGCACGUGUUGCACUUUUCGCACUUUGCAGCGGUCCACCCAUCUUCUUACAAUGCAAACCUGCCGCCGUUGUCGAGCGCGGCGGUGUUCAGUUUUGCCACGGGAUCGAGCAGUCGAGUUGCGGUCAACUCGGAGCGAUUGAGGGGGAGGGGGAGGAGCGAAGUCUCGGUGGGGGUGGAGACGGAAGGGAGGCUAGGGGUGACGCCGUUUCAGCCGUAUCUGCCGGGGGUGCACGAGGACGAUCGGGCGAGAGCGGCGAACCAGAUGAUCGUGUCGAGCUCGUUGGAUCUGGACGAGCGGGUGUCGAGGACAUCAUCGGCGGCGCAAAGUCGAUCGAGCAGCACAGCGAGCACUUCGAGAGCAAGAGCAAUUGCACAGGAGAUCGCGCAAGCACCCUUCCCCUUUUUGCGACAGAGCAUCGAGGCUGCCAAUCGACACGCGAUGCAUCGUCCCUCGAGCAGCACCGCUGGAUCCACGCCGAGCGCAACGCAGGGGCUGAAUGAGCCACUGGACGCAUACGACUGGGCUGGACCUCCUGGCACCCGAGCCACCUCUACCGGGCUCUCCUCACGCAAGGCGCAGCGCGAUAAACCCGCAUGCUACGCCUUCCAGCUCGACCCACUCGACUCGUUCGAAUCGCUCAUUCUCACCCUCACUGCGCGUCGCUCGGUGCCAGACGCGGCCGCGGCGAUUCACGCGAUUCUCCGUGGCGAGCCAUCGUCCUCGCAUCGCCUUCGGUACUCCAAAACCCUAGCGGAAGGUCUCGAUCGGGUCUUCCGGGACUGGUUCCGACCCUCCCCCUCCCCCUCCCUCCCGGCCGAACGCACGCUCGAAUUCGAUACGACCUCGUGUACACUCGCGAUCCAACCCCACGCCUCGCCCCUCGCAGCCAGCGCCCACCCUGCGCACUCCUCCUCCUCGCACGAUUACUUGUCCAGACCACCGCUCAGCACGCAAUAUGCCAAUCUAGCAAGCAACGAGCGCGUCGAGCUGACAUUUCACUGCGAGACGGUGCGCAUCAAUGCCGCCCGUCUGCUCGCUACCCUGGAGCGGCUCGAACACGAUGUGCUGGCCAACCAGGCGAGGAGCAGGUUGGCACUCAAGGGUUUGCCUCGGAUCGUCGCGGGGAGUGGCGCGCGCGUACCCUCGACCGCGUGGACGGCAAAUGCCAGUACAGGGUACUUUAUGAUCUCCCCCCUGCCCACCGCUGUUCAGGAGGGCUGA